Messenger RNA from Carassius auratus (goldfish), 1763 nucleotides. RefSeq lists its product as uncharacterized. The transcript has 4 exons. Gene Ontology annotation, cellular component: nucleus. NCBI's taxonomy places the organism in Eukaryota, Metazoa, Chordata, Actinopteri, Cypriniformes, Cyprinidae. The record is from RefSeq and is a predicted model, not a curated record. Gene Ontology annotation, biological process: regulation of transcription by RNA polymerase II. The coding region runs from base 81 to 875 and encodes 264 amino acids. Gene Ontology annotation, molecular function: RNA polymerase II cis-regulatory region sequence-specific DNA binding; DNA-binding transcription factor activity.
AGACAGCUAAAAAGAACCCAUUCGCGCCAUAGAAAAGAGUCGGAUUGCCAAACACUGAGCGAGCAUAGCAAGCGAUAGAUAUGGUGAAGAGGUGCGUUUUGGGUUGUUAUCCGCACAAAACCUUGUUCCCUUUUCCCAAGCUACCGUGGUUGCGAGCCCGCUGGCUCGAAUUUUUGCAUUUUGAGGAAGGAGGAAUAUCAGAGAGUUCGCGUUUGUGUGCGAAGCAUUUUGCCCGAGAAUGCUUCACAAAUUUACAGCAGUAUGAAAUGGGCUUCGCUGACUUUCUUAGUUUGAUAGACAUGGCUGUCCCGACGAUAUACACCGUUGGUUCGGCACCGACUGUGAAGCCAAUGACACGAGAGGUAGGCUGCCAAUGUAAUGCUCCAGUUCUGAAGAGUGUGGCGGUCCAAGCAGUGCGCACCCAAAAAAAGCCAAAACGGAGAAGUAAAGCCAUUCAGGUGAGACCUCUUGUGAGUCACUGUGCUAGUGUGUCCUGCUCCGAUGAGGAUUUUCCCGUCAAAUCUGAAUCUUCAUUCACAUUAACACCAAUUAAAAGACCACGCAUGGAGGAUUCCCCAGAGGGGUGGCCAUACAGCUCAGAAGAACCAACAGAUGACACCCGCAUACCUAAUAUAAUUAAAGAAGAUGACAUAAACAAGAAUUCUGGCUCCCACAGAUUGGUUAUGUGCCCACAUGGAACAAAGAUUAGUCCUGACACUUUAAGAAGUUACUCCCAAUGUCAGCUUUUUAGAUGUAUAAGACACCUGUCCACACAAUCUGUAUCUUCAAUUCCAACCUCUCCAACCACCAUGGGCAAGACCAAAGAACUGUCAAAGGAUGUCAGAGACAAGAUUGUAGAUCUGAUCAAGGCUUGAAUGGGCUACAAGACCAUCAGGAAGAUGCUUGGUGAGGAGGAGACAACUCUUUGAACAAUUAUUCGUAAAAGGGCCUCAGUCUGAAGCUCCGUGCAAGAUCUUGACUCAUAGGGUGAGGAUGAUCACGAGAAAGGUGAGGGAUCAGCCCCAAACUACACAGGAUGAGCUUGUUAAUGAUCUUAAGGCAGUUGGGACCACAGUCACCAAGCAAAACAUUGGUAACACACUAUUCCGCAAUGGACUGAAAUCCUGCCCCAAGGUCCCCUGCACAAGAAGGCAGAUGUACAGGCCCGUUUAAAGUUUGCCAAAGAACAUCAAAAUGAUUCAGAGAAGACCAGAACUGAGCUCUUUGGCGUUAACUCGACUUGCCAUGUUUGGAGGGAGAGAAAAUGCUGACUAUGACCCAAGAACACCAUCCCUACAGUCAAGCACGGGGGUGGAUACAUUAUGCUUUGGGGAUGUUUUUCUGCUAAGGAAAAAGGACAAAUUCACCGCAUUGAGGGGCUAAUGGAUGGAGCAAUGGCAUGUACUGUAAAACCUUGGAUGAGAACCACUUUCCCUCAGCCAGAACACUGAAGAUGGGUCAUGGAUGGGUCUUCAAAGCACAUUAAGGUAAUUUAGUGGCCUAGCCAAACCUCAAUCCUAUAGAAUAUCUGUGGAGGGACCUGAAACUUUGAGUUGCCAAUUGGCAGCCAAGAAACCUUAAGGAUUUAGAGAGGAUCUGUAAAGCGGAGUGGACCAAAAUCCCUCCCGAGAUGUGUGCAAACCUGGUUACCAACUACAGUCUUUCCUCUGUGCUUGCCAAGAAGUACUAAGUCAUGUUUUGCUUGGAGAUCAAAUACUUAUUUCACUCACUGAAAUGCAAAUAAAUUUCUAACCUUUAUAUAA